CGGCUUCACUCUGGGUAGCGAAAAGGGUCGGUUCUUUCAGCCUGUUCGCCAACUUACCUGACUUGUUUCUGCUCCGAUUCUAAAAUCGUUACCGGAGCAGGUCAUGGUAACUGCAUUUUGUUGGUUCAGUUGUACCGAACUUUUGCAUGGGUCAGGUUUUUUUUUUUUUUUUUUUUGUAUUUUAACUGAGUUGCGAAAAUCGCCGCGCGUUUAAUUGGAUGGUGUUUGUUUACGAGUACCUUGUGGGCUGAGAUCACAGGAGAAGAUAAUGCUGUUAGAUGCUUAAGGAGAAAAAAAAUGAAAGGAGUCAUCAAAAACUGAGCCCUGCUGGUAAGAGGAGGAUGGUUUGGGAUCAGAGCGAGAACACUUCCUAGGGAGAAGUGCUUGUUUUACAUGGCAAGAAGAUAAAGAGAUGGGCUCUAGAAAGAGUAUUGGGGGGGGUAGAUGAUGGCAGUCAGCCUUUUUCUGUGUCCUGCUGUUACUGUGCUCCAAAUAAUGGCGUUUCUGCCUGUUCUUUUAAUGCCAAGUCUGUAUUGACUCCAUUAUAAUCCGUUUCAAAAGUAGAUGCGGUUGUGUUAUUUUGGCAAAUAUCCUCAGCGUGGUCCCACCGGUCUUUGUCGUGUUGUCAGAGAUGUCGUUGACUGCACCAGAAUGUUUUUGCAUUGUCAGCAAUAAAUUAUUUCUCGGCAUUAGUUGCAGGGGAAAAAGCAGUACCUGUGGCUUUGGUCGGGGGUGGAUCUGUAUUCUGAUGUGUGUGUCCUCAUCGUAUGUUGAGAGGAAGCUGUUGCGCAGAUUAAGUAGAAAAUGCCUCAGUACCACAAGUUCUGAGAUGUUUAUUGAAGGUAGUAAAGAAAUUAUCUGUGUUAUUUUGAUAGAAUGCUGCAAAGUCACAUACGUGUUACUGGAACACGUGGACGUGCCCGGUGUGAUGGCAGGAGGGGCUUUUAUGCUAAUUGGUAGGACAGAUGUGCAUUAAUACGAACUUUGUAGUGCAGUUAUGGCACAACUGCUUUGUAAAGUUGGAUUGUUCUAACAACCUCUUUGCAGCCCAUCCCGUGGGUCUAACGUGGGCCUUGCGUUAGUGUAGCUUCUCCAGCAGAACAUCUUGGUGCUGAUAAGCCGUGAGAUCUUUGGCGAAUGCGUCUGUGGUUUUGUGAAGCUCCUUCCUAACGUGGAGUGCCAAUGCAGUGAAGUGUGAUCCAGCUGUAGAGGCUGGAACUGGAUUCCCAGGAAUCGGGGAAUUAGCUUCUGGCAGAAAUUUACACGUGGUCAAAACAAGAUACAGAGAUAAAUGGCGUGCUGAAGUUCUCCUCUCGAGCCCUGGAAGGAAUGCAGUGCACUGCAAGAAUAGCUGUCCCCUUAGAUACACACAUCAGUGUGUUGGCUUGUUGUGUGUUUGGAUUAUCUUCAGGCUGUAUACCCGCUUUGGAUUUGGUUUUCCUUAUUGUGAAUUCUAAACCCUUCAAGGAAAUGAGUAGACUGAGAGGCUGUUUUCUGUUGUUCCAGCAUUUCCUUCCAGAAUGAUACUGUUGCAGUGAAAAAACAUUGCUUUAUCUGCUGAAGUCAUCCAAUGAAUCCUGUCCAGUUCGUUUCUUUUAGGCCAUAUUAAAAAGAAACGCAGAGACUGUUGAAUGAAGCGAACUCUGCUCAUCAGCUGUCUUAUAAGUAUUAGGACUGAAGUGAUAGCUUUAGUGAGGUUUGAACCAGUUAUUUCUUCCUCCUGCUUUUGUCAUUCCAUUGAAAAGUUGGUGGUUGGAUACUUUAAUGACAGCAAAUCAUGUUCAAAUUUAUAAGUCUCACGCAUUAACACUUGCUAUGAAUUGUUACUGAGUUUAAGGCGAACUUUUCAUUUCACUUGUACUGUUUGAGACUUGUUAACUGUAGGUGAGAAGAGGGGAUGUGUUUUAUGCUGGUACAGGAGGAUUGCAAAGCAUGCUGCAGGCCACGAGCUCCUGCAGUUGGUCAGUGCAGAUCUGAGGGAGGAGAGUUGCAGAGAUCUGAGGGAGGAGAGUUGCAGCUGUGAUAGUCUGAUGCAGCAUUCCCUACUGAAAAAGCUCUGCAAGGCCUCGCUGUAACACUGACAGAGGGCUCCUUGGUUUGGAAGGAGUCACAGCAUUUUCUUCACGGGGUUCUGCUUGUGGUUAAGGUUGCCAAUGUAUUGGGCGGGAAUCCUCAGGAUGGUUAAAGCUGAUGCGUUGCCAGCGCUUUCUGAAGGUGAUGUCUCCUCUGUUGCUCUCCUGUUUGCAGACCCGAAGUUACCUGAGCUGGCUGAUUUCACUAGUUCUCCACCAGGCCCAAAAGUCAGACCUCAGCCUCUCCGUGAAACGGAUAAUAGUUGGGGUAGCAGGUUGUUUGACACACAUGGGCACGCAGGAUUAUGAAUAGUGAAGACAAUGAAGAGCGGGACAUCCAUCAAAGACUGACAACCCCUCGUAAGGUGACUAGUGCGACCUCAUGACGCUUCUGUAAAAGGCAGAUUCAGCUAGGAUGUUACACCAUCACUGUCGGAGAAACCCUGAACUACAGGAAGAGUUGCAGAUUCAGGCUGCAGUUGCUGCUGGCGAUGUUCACACCGUGCGCAAGAUGCUGGAGCAAGGAUAUUCUCCAAAUGGUCGAGAUGCCAAUGGCUGGACCUUGCUUCAUUUCUCUGCAGCAAGAGGGAAAGAGAGAUGUGUCCGUGUUUUCCUUGAACAUGGAGCUGAUCCCACAGUUAAGGACUUAAUUGGAGGCUUCACUGCUCUGCAUUAUGCAGCCAUGCAUGGGCGAGCGAGGAUUGCACGCUUGAUGUUGGAAUCUGAAUAUAGAAGUGACAUUAUUAAUGCAAAAAGCAACGAUGGUUGGACUCCCCUCCAUGUAGCAGCCCACUAUGGCAGAGACUCAUUUGUCAGGCUCCUGUUGGAGUUCAAGGCUGAGGUUGAUCCGCUCAGUGAUAAAGGUACCACACCGCUUCAGCUGGCCAUUAUCCGAGAGAGGUCAAGCUGUGUGAAAAUCCUCCUGGAUCACAAUGCCAACAUCGACAUUCAAAAUGGUUUCCUGUUACGAUACGCUGUGAUCAAAAGCAAUCACUCUUACUGCCGAAUGUUCCUUCAGAGAGGGGCGGACACAAACUUGGGUCGCUUGGAAGAUGGACAGACGCCCUUACACUUGUCUGCUCUUAGAGAUGAUGUGCUUUGUGCACAAAUGUUAUAUAAUUACGGAGCGGACACUAACACAAGGAACUAUGAAGGACAGACCCCACUGGCUGUUUCAAUAAGUAUUUCUGGAAGUAGCCGACCCUGUCUGGAUUUCUUACAAGAAGUGACAAGACAGCCCAGAAACUUGCAAGAUCUAUGCCGAAUUAAAAUCCGACAGUGUAUAGGCCUUCAAAACCUAAAACUCCUUGAUGAACUACCCAUUGCCAAGGUCAUGAAAGACUACUUAAAACACAAAUUUGAUGAUAUCUGAUAUCCAUGAAGAGAAGAACUCUGAGCAAGAUUAGUUAUAUUCCAGAUACUGAAGAGGCUUGUUGCCUUGCACAAAGUAUAUCCUAUGCAAAUUCUGAUUUUUCUGUGAAGUCAGAAGGCAGGUAUACACUUCCUUGGGUUUUUUAUACCACACGCUAGAAGGUCUUAAUUUUUGGUUUCUUGGUCCAAGUUUACAAGGUCCAAGCUUUCUAUACGAUAUUACAUUUUAAAAGUUGCUGUUGGGUUUUCAUUUGUUUGUUUUCACAUUAAGUGUGCGGACUUGCGGUGGAGAUGGAAUGUAGCCUCUCAAGGGAAGUGACUGGUUUGAAUUGGCAUGCUGAGCAAUUAUUCAACAAAGAGUUUGGAAAUCAAGGCACCAGUCCUGCAAAGGGAUACUGAUAGAGAGACCUUCAGAGCCCUGUUGUCUGUUGGAGCUACCAGGGCGUAUGUUUUUGCAGGAUAGAGGGAAGAGUUGAUAAUCAAUGUGUCAUUGGGUACUGUAUGAAUAUAAUUUGGAAAUUAAAAAAGGAAAAAAAAAAAAAGGGAAAAAAAUGCAGUCACCCUAUUAAAUUUGAGGGUCUAUACAUUGGCUCUUUUAUUUUAUUCUCUUCCUUAUUACUGUAGUUUGGAUGCCCAUAAAAUUCAGGCCCUCUUCUUUCCUGACAUUCCCUGUAAAACGGGCGGCUGUUUGUAAGUCUGUUUUUAGCAGUGACAGUACACUACAAAGAGGCAUAGCCUCGGUAUUUUUUACAUUAACUUAAGAGUAAACAAAGUUAGAUUUCUGAAGCCAAUGUAUUCUGUUUCUCAUACAGUGCCUCCUGUGCAAUAAUCUUUCUGAUGUAUUUUCCCUUUAUGUGUGAUUUUUUUUUCCUCCCCCCCACUAUUCCUCAUUUAGUCUCAGUGCAUUAUUUGUGAGAAUAGGAACUGCUGCCUCACUGUAGUGUUGAUGUGACAUUACUAAAAUGAUGGUGGCAGUUGCUGUUCGUUAUUAAUCCCUGAAUUUCAUGAAUGUAUAACCUGCUUUAUUUCACUUUCAGUUGAAAUUUUAUCUACGGGUUCUCAGCCAAAUUGUGUCCAUUUAAAAAAGAAGAAAUUGGCCAAGCCCUUUUAAUUGUAAAGGCAGUGAUGGAUUUUGUUGUUAUUGCUCUGAAAUUCAAUUUGUUUCAGGUUAGAGAGUGGGAAGUGCACGUAAGCGUUAAGUUGCAUCUUAUAUGUGCACAAACAAGAAAACACCCCCUUCAUAUUGGAAACUUAAAUUUUGCAAACAUGAAGUGGUUUCCUAUUAAUCCGAAAACAGCAACUGAAAGGAGUACUGCAAUUCGGCUACUGAAUGUGUUUUUCAUACUAGGUAUUGAAAAGAUCUGUUAAAGAGCUUUGUUUCUGACCAUAAAAAAUGAAGUUCUUGCUAUCAAAAAAAAAAAAAGAUUGGGCCAAAAAUUGCAGUUGUUUCACUCUCUUUAUUUUCAAGGGAUUAUGGAGUCAUCAUAAGGUUCUUGCCAGUGUCUUCUACUUUUGUUUUGCCAUCCUACUGACUCCAGAAGGGCCUCUCUAAUACCAGGAGUGCUUUUAUACCAAUUAUACCAAUGGAAGCGGGAAGAUGGAAGGAACAAUGGUGGCUUUUAAUUUUAACACUGUCACUUUCAAAAUAUUUAGUAUUAAAAAUAUAAAAAAAAAAAAAGCAAGAGAAGCAGGUAUACUCAUUUAACUGUGCUAGUUCCUUUUAAUAUCUUACAGCCCCGGGUUGCAGUUCCUUGAGCAUGAAUGUUAUCACUGAUAAUGGCUGCACCAGGGGCUAUGGCAAGCACUUGUCUCCCUGUUGUGCCCGACCUUGCAUCAGGUUUCCUAGUGAAAAUAAGUGAUUUUGGAGAUUUAUGACUCAGAGGAUUGGUGAUGGGAUGUUGAACCUUUUUAUCUCCAACUUGCAGUGGUUCAAGUCCAGCUUGCUCGAGCAGUGACUAAAAGUAAAUGUGAGCAGCAGGAGCACGCGUGGCCACCUCUAGGCAGUAGAGCUUGAUGAUGCUCCUGCAGGUGACAUGAGAUGGUGGUGGCACUGUCACGGAGACAAACUGAGUGUGUGGCUGGGGUGUGCGCAUGAGCCCGGGUGCGUGAGGAGUCCUUCAGCUUUUCCCGAAGCAGGAAGGGUCGGCCCUUAGGAUCUUUAAGCUCUGAGACACUAUGGAAGUUAGGAACCGGCAGAUUUGAAGCAUGAAUCUUUGCUUUUGUGACAUGAGAUCAGAACCUUAAAACUGCUUUUUUUUCCUUUAAAUACUUAGCAUUGUUCACUACACUUGUAAGUUGGUCUAAACCAAUAUCCUUCCCCAUUGAAUUUUUACAGUAACAUUUUCUAAGGUAAUCUAGAGUAUAUUUUAGUUGCAAUCUAUAUUAAGGCAAAUUAUUUGUUCUGUCUGUUGCUGUGACUGAAGAAAAUUAUGGAAGACUUUGGUAA
Molecule: messenger RNA, 5889 nt
Organism: Cygnus olor (mute swan)
Lineage: Eukaryota; Metazoa; Chordata; Aves; Anseriformes; Anatidae
Gene: ASB7
Product: ankyrin repeat and SOCS box containing 7
Exons: 5
Coding region: 2488-3444 (318 amino acids)
Biological process (GO): intracellular signal transduction
Molecular function (GO): protein binding
Source: RefSeq, a predicted model, not a curated record